AUGUCGGAUAGCGAUCCAUUGAACACCGAAAAUGCGGCAGUUGAGGAGGAGCAGGAAAGAGCCGUAUCGGCCAUGGACAACCGUCAAGAAAAGUUGAACUGUCUGCAUGGUUUUCUCAGUCUUCGCCGUAUGUUUUAUCUUGUUGGGUAUUCUGUUGGACGAUAUCCCCAUGCGUAUCUUGUCGUUGCGCUUUUGAUCUCGAUUAACUCACUAGGAAUGUAUAACAUGGUACUCAAAGAUCGAAUCCGUGACGGGUAUACACCAACAAACGCACCUUCUAGAUACGAGACUGAUGUUCUUCGGGAAUUCUACAACAUUUCUGGCGACCCUGCUAUGACUAUAAUGAUUCUUAUGCCUAAAAAUGGAACCACUAUGCACGCUAAAGAAAAUUUGGACGAAGCAGAGAAGCUAUCCAAGUUUUUCCUUAAUGAAUUCAAUGGUACUCGUGAUGGACGCGUUCUUCGGUUCAGUGAGCUCUGUGAGCCGUAUUGUCAAAUUAACAAGGUCUUUGAGCUUUACAAGAGUGCUUAUGACGAUCAGUACAAGUUGUUUACUGGUGAACAGCGACUUUCGAAAAGCACCAAUCUAUCGUAUCCGCUUGCCACUAUGAACGGAUUUGAUAUUCAUUUGGAAAGGAGUUUAUUCGGAGUUGAACUAAAUCCUAAAUCUGAAGAUAAUACAACUGAUCUUGCUCUCGAUCUUCCCCCACAUCGCGUCAUCACUAAUAUGAAGCACGUUGAGGUCAUUGUCUUCAUUUUCCGUGGGGACAGAGACUCGGCAGAGAAGGAAAAGGACUUGAGUAAAUGGGAAUUGGACGCCUACGAGUGGAGUUUGAAUGAGUACAAAAGUGAUAUUGUGGAUGUGCAAAUUGUGGGAACAGAUGUUCUUGAUAAUGAGAUGAUGAAGGACGGAAGACGGUUAACACCGUUUUUUGCAGCAGGAUUCGGAUUCGAAAUCACAUUUGUCAGUCUUUGUGUUAUCCUCACUGCUGUUUACCAUAAUUGCUUGGACCAAGGAAAAUUGCUCAUUAGUCUUGGUGCUGUACUAUGCCCGAUUCUUGCCAUUACCUCUACUUAUGGAAUUGUAUCUAUCAUCGGUCUACGUGUGAACUCUUUUAUGCUUGUCAUGCCAUUCUUGGUCAUGGGAAUCGGAGUCGACUCGUGUUUCCUGAUGAUUCACAGUUGGCAAAAAGAAAGAAGAGCUCAAGAAAGCGGGACGGGAAAUCGCCUUGGAAUGGUUUAUGAGUCCGUCGGUCCAUCAAUCACAAUUACCUCCCUCACUGACUUUCUCUCUUUUGCCAUUGGAGCACUUGCACCAACUCCAGAAACUCGUCUUUUCUGUAUUGCAUCUUCAAUCGCCUUAGCUCUCACAUACAUUUUACAACUUGUACUCUUCGGUCCCAUCUUAGCAGUGGCUACUAAAUAUGAGCACAAGACAACAUCGACUAAUAAUAGUAAAUGGCGCAAAUGGCUAAAAGCGUGUUGGAAGAGAUGCAUUAAUAUUUAUUGCAAAAUCUUAUCCCAUAAAGUCUUCGCAGUUUUUGUAAUGUUGGGAACUGCAUGUUAUUGGUACUUUGCAAUCUAUGGACUAAUGACAAUGAAAACUCGUCUGGAUGCCGUCAAGAUUCUUCCAAAGGAUUCUCCACUUCAACGACCAAAUUUGGUUCUGACAAAUCUUGUCUGGGCUAACUAUCACCCAGUGACCAUCUUGGUCAACGCUCCAUUAGACCUGGAAAAUAGAAAUCAAAUGGCUCGUUAUUGGAAUAUGGUUGAUGAAUUUGAGAGAAUGCAUAACUGUAAAGGGAAAGCAUCUACACUUCUUUGGCUCCGUGAUUAUGUCAAAUUCUUUUAUUACGGAGAACCUUUUGAUUUGUUCGCUUUCCUUGGAUUAUCCACUCCAGAUGUUCAAGAAGAAAUUAAUCCAUAUGAGGCCAAUAUUACAACUGCGAAACUACCAGAAUUUCUCAAAUCCCCCUUCUUCAAACACUGGGACAGUUUCAUUCAUUACCACUAUGAAGGAGACAUCAUCAAACUCGAUCGCUUCAUGAUGAACGUAGCAUAUGACAACACAUCCUCUUGGGACACUCGUAUUCAGUUGAUGACAGAUUGGAGAAAAGUUGCGCAUAACUACUCGGAUCUGAAUAUCACAGUAUGGGAGCCAAAUGGAAUGUUUGUAGAUCAAAUGCUCAGUUUGGGUAGAACUGCGACACAGACUGGCAUCUGGACUCUUGUAUGUAUGGCGGUUGUAUGUGCCAUUUUUAUUCCAAAUCCUUGCUCUAUCAUCACUGCGACAUUUUCCAUUGCCUCCAUCACUACUGGCGUUAUGGGAUUCCUUUCUUUAUGGUCCUUCGAUCUUGACCCAGUUGUCAUGGCGGCUGUUUUGAUGUCAAUCGGACUGUCUGUUGACUUUAUUGCUCACGUCGCGUACCAUUUCCAGUUGGCACAUCGAAAAGAGAUUCGGAACGGAAAAAUUAAGAAGAUUCCAUUGAAAGGAUCGACCGAACGUUUGGAGCACACUCUCGGAGCUGUGGCAUGGCCAAUGAUUCAGGCUGGUGUCUCAACCAUCUGCUGCAUUCUUCCGUUGUUAUUCCGCGCGAGCUAUUCACCAUCUGUUUUCGUUGCCGCAAUCUUCCUGGUGGUCACAUUUGGAAUGCUACAUGGCCUCUUGAUUUUGCCCACUUUCCUGGCUGCUCUUCCCGAAAGCGUGACCACCGCCAAUUGCUAUCGCGUUUUCUUGUCAUCCUCAUCGGAGCGUAGUUGCCGUUAUGUGCCACGACGCGACAGUACGAAUAGUAUUGAGAUGCAGAAGAUGGAAAGAAAGGAUUCACUUCUCAAAUAA
Messenger RNA from Caenorhabditis remanei, 2838 nucleotides. RefSeq lists its product as uncharacterized. The transcript has 20 exons. Lineage: Eukaryota; Metazoa; Nematoda; Chromadorea; Rhabditida; Rhabditidae. Gene Ontology annotation, biological process: endocytosis; molting cycle, collagen and cuticulin-based cuticle. The record is from RefSeq and is a predicted model, not a curated record. Bases 1 to 2838 code for a protein of 945 amino acids. Gene Ontology annotation, cellular component: plasma membrane; cytoplasmic vesicle membrane.